Anopheles cruzii is the source of this 2954-nucleotide messenger RNA. RefSeq lists its product as uncharacterized. The transcript is spliced from 9 exons. Gene Ontology annotation, biological process: proteolysis. Bases 71 to 2656 code for a protein of 861 amino acids. Lineage: Eukaryota; Metazoa; Arthropoda; Insecta; Diptera; Culicidae. The record is from RefSeq and is a predicted model, not a curated record. Gene Ontology annotation, molecular function: serine-type endopeptidase activity.
CGAUCAUCGGCUAGCCAGUGGGCAGCGCGUGUGAAAAGUUAUUGAAGCGAUCAGCUUGCCGUGGUUCGCGAUGGCUACGUAUCGCUCCGAAGUGGUAGGAUUCCUGGCACUCGUGAUCAGCUGUUGUUUUGACGCAGGUAGUGCAAGCCUUUUUCCCCACCGAACCCCCUUGCUGGACGUCGCGGACCCGUUGAUGCCGAAUGAGGAACGGAGUGUUCGUGACUGUCCAUUCACCAUUUACCCGUACGGAGGUUAUGCGCUGGCAAGUUCUAUCUUUGCCGACCGAUAUGUGGACAAAACAUACAGCCACACAGUGAGAGUUCAAACCGGAGAGACAGGCUGCGUCGGGAUCAUUGUCGACGAGAAUCAUGUUCUAACGAAAACGGAAUGUGUCGACGAGAACGAUCCGCCCGUUGUUAAGCUCACGAACGAUACCUUGGCCGCAAUCGAGGUGGCAGAAGCGUUUUCAAACCCGGACAUCAACGUAACACUGCUUCGGCUAAACUCCUCGAUCGAAUGCAACAGCCUAGCUGUCCCGGCCUGCUUCUGGGAUGUUCCAUUCGAGCAUGGCUUCGAAAAGCUUCAACACAUCUUUGCCAGCCCGAACGGUACCUUGACUAUGGAGGAAACAAAGUGCACGUUUCAAAAUCGCAAAAAAUGUCUGGAUGAGCUGCUAAAGAGUAAUUCGAUUGUUCAAACGCGUGCUAUUUCUGACUACCGUAUGCAUCCAUUCGUGCUCAGCUUUGGUCAGGACGAGACAGGCCUAUCGGUUCCGGUCUCGAAAUAUCUCGACUGGUUGGGUAGAGUAACUAAAAACAAGAUAUCCACUAGUGAAUGUGUUUCAAAGUAUAACCAGUGGCGCGAAUACGAAGAUUCGAUGGUUUCCCGGUCAGAUAACUAUCAGAGUGUGCAGUACUCAAAGGGACGGUUCUCCAGCACGAUUCUGGAUAUGUACAAAGUGCGUAUCGUUCCCAGUGGGACGCAGAAAACGUCCAAACGCCACUGCUACGGUUCCCUGAUCGGACCUAAGUUUAUCCUAACAGCAGCAAACUGUUUGAAACAUCCCAAGGGACAAACGUUCGAGGUGGAGAUGGGUCAAAUUUAUGCUUAUCCUUCGCUGAACGAGGGCAUCACUCGGGUUCGCGCCAGCAAGGUGCACUAUCACCCCGAGUUCGAUUCGGGGACAUUGGCAAACGACAUCGCUUUGCUGGAAUUGGUGAAACCUGUUCAUGAUUUAACUCCAAAAUUCAUGCCCGCCUGCAUCUGGACCCAUGACAAGUUUCCGGUUGAAGAGUUCCAAACCAACGGCUACACCCCGUUCAAUGAAACAAUCGAAAUAGAUCGCAGGACCAAACAAUGGUACGGCAUGGCCGAUUUGUACAAGGAGUGCCCCAGCAAGGUGGGACUACACAGGAUUUGUGCCGGGUUUCCCACGGCCCUAGCCCCCGGCACCUGUCACAAUAGCAUCGGAUCGGCGAUGUCUCGGUCCCUGUACACGUACGAUCGGUUCUACGAGUACAUCUUUGCCAUCAACAGCCAGGGUGAAAACUGUGGCUUCAAUUGGCCUACCGUUUUCACGCAUAUCGCACCGUACGUGCAGUGGAUCGACAGUGUGAUCUUUGCUUCGAAAGUUCGGUACGAGGACCUAACCGGCUAUUAUGGCGAUCGGUGUCAAGAUGAGAAUGGUGUAAAUGGUACUUGCGUUUCCGUGAAGCAAUGCCCCGUGCGCGAUAGGGAAGCUCAGGAGGGCAAGGUUGUAAUGCCUUCGCCGAACUGUUCACCCGGCAACCAAAUCGGUAUGGUAGUGUGCUGUUCCGACGAGAAUCUGCUGCGCGACGAAAGUCAACGGGCAGUACUUUCACAGACGCUCGACGAGCUUCAGGACUGCUCGAACCUGUACCAUGAAUUCAGACAAAAUAAGUCCCGCUUUGGAAGAGGUGACGCCAGCUUUCCAUAUGCCGUCCGCAUUUACGACGGUAACAAUGGCUCUUGUAAUGGUACGAUAGUGGCCAAACAGUUUGUCAUCACGACGGCCGGGUGCCACCGACGGUUGACCAAGGAAAAUGUCACCGUUGUAGCGGGUAAUUUCAGUUUCCAGUACGUCCCCGUCCCCGUCCAGAGUGCCUUCGUCCAUCCCGAGUACACGGACGAACCCACGCACUACAACCUGGUGCUACUCAAGCUGCAGAGACCGCUCGCGAUCGACAAUGCAACCAUCCCCGCUUGUUUGUGGAACGACCACAGCCACACUCCGUUGCGGCUGGAGGAAGUGUACGGGAGUGCAGAGUUUACCAACCAGUUCCGCUUUCCAAUGUUUACCCACGAAUGUCAGCGGAAGUUCUCAGCGAACAUGACUUCCAUGCAGUUGUGCGUACAGCAGGACAAGAUGUUCUACCAGGGCUAUAGGCAACUGAAUUUCGACGCCGGAAGUGCACUGAUAAGCCACUUUGGGCAAGCAGUACUCGGCGCCAAGAACGAAGAAAGAAAGGUUGUACCGUACCUGGUGGGCUUGUUUGGUGCUAGUAGGACGUCUGUGGUCCGAGGUGGCGAUAGCGAGGAAAAAGACUAUGUGCAGGCUUACGAUGUGUAUCAACGGAUGAGCGAGUACUACUACUGGAUCAAGAACGUGAUCGCGGUCGCUAUCCAGCAACCGUAACGGUUGCUUACUAUUGCUUUAUUGGAGCACCAAUUACUUUCUAUAGUGGAUGAUGACUACAAUAAACGGAACGAACUCACCCAAAGGUGGUCACUCCAGUGAACGUUACCAGUGCUUCUUAAUUUAGGCAAACUUAUGCCAACGUAUUCACAACGAUCAAAACUAGUCCAGUCGCCACUAGAGCAUGGGUACUCCAUGUGCGACCGGCACCGCCACCCUGUGGUUUCGGCGUAGUAGUUCCCUCGUACAUUGCGUCAGUUAACCAAGUGGUCACGGUGGGAGCGUACUUUUGCAUCCA